This is a messenger RNA of Pelobates cultripes (western spadefoot toad), 172 nucleotides long. The record is from the annotation of a GenBank genome assembly. NCBI's taxonomy places the organism in Eukaryota, Metazoa, Chordata, Amphibia, Anura, Pelobatidae.
AUGGCGGACACACUCACUAACAGAAACACGCCACAGUCCAGGCCAGACAGGAGUGCCAUGCUGGAUGGCAUGCUACAGUGCAUCGACGAACUCUUCACCCGAUUCUGGGAGAAGCUGGAGGAGCGUAUGAUGACAGCCAAUGGAGAGCGGAGGAGUAAACGGCUGCAAGCGG